AUAAAAAUUUAUUAAUAUAUUUUAUUUAAAAUGAAGCACAGUCUAUAAAUAUAUAUAUAUAUUAUUUACUUAAUAAAAGUUUAUAUUUAAAAACCGUAAAUGCGGGACUGACAUUCAGCUGAUGUAUCUGCUGUAGUCGGCCACGAUAGUAGGAAGCUUCAGCUGCACUAGGAAACAGGAUGAUAUUUUCCCGUUAAUUUAUCUUAAAUGUCAAAGAAAACUGUACAAAUUGGAUAAAUUACCAAAUGUGUCUUUUUUUGUGAUAGUGUGGAGUUUGAUGAUAUAAUGUUUCAAUUGACAGAAGGUCAAAAAUUUCUAAUUGUUGCAGUCUGCUUGGCAUUAUUAGCUGUAACUGUUCUUAUAACUGUAUGUGUUGUUACUCCAGUCUGCUGGCUCCAUUCUUGCUUGGUUCGUAUAGGAAAAAAGAUGGGAAAAAUGAAAUUGAAUAAAGCAAGUGAAUAUGAUGGUAUUGAAGAGACAGCCACAUUUAAAUUGACAGGAGCACCUCAGUAUACAGUGGAGAAUGAAUCUCCUAUUCCACUGGCCAAAAUUAAUGCUGAUGGUCACUUCAAAAAUGGUCGUAAGCAUCGCGAAGAUUCAACUUACAGUAGUAUGUCAACAAGUAGUCGUGGUGAUGCAUCAGUAUCUACAUAUAGUGAAGCAUCACUAGAUAUGCCUAUGGUAGAUGGAGAAGAAAUAAAUUAUGGCCAAGUAUCAUUUAGUCUUCAUUAUAAAAUUGUUGAUAAAGAAGGAGUAGGACAGCUAGUAAUUGUUCUAAAGGAAGCACAAGAUCUCCCUCCAAGACUAUAUGGAGGGACUUGUGAUCCCUAUAUAACUGUACAGAUUUAUAGAAGCAAAGGUCGCAGACGAUGGUCAAAAAAUAGUUUAGUAUCUCUAUAUGAAUUUAGAACAAGCACAAAGAAAAAGACACAACAUCCAUUAUUCAAAGAAACAUUUGUAAUGGAUGUAAUGAAAAAUGAUAUUAAAGACUGUUGGAUUAAAAUAUCUGUCUUUGAUGAAGAGAAAUUGGCCAAUGACACUGAACUUGGUCAGGUUAUUGUAAAUCUUGCUGAUUUAGAAAAUAGCAAAGAGCAGUUACAUACUGUAGAUCUUGCUGAACCAAAACAGGAUAAUGGAGAAAUUUUAUUUGGACUCAGUUAUUUACCAACAGCUGAAAGACUGACAUUUAAUGUUAUAAAAGCUAACAACUUGCAUUUAAUAACUGAAGAUCAAGAAUCUUUUGCUCCCUGUGUUCGUAUCAUCUUGCUCCAUAAUGGAAAACUUCUAAAGAAGAGAAAAACAUCUGUCAGACCUGGAACAUUAUUUCCUGUCUAUAAUGAAUCCCUUACAUUUGACAUACCACCUUCUCAGCUUGACCACGUUGCCUUUAUAAUUGUUGUCAGUCAUCGUGAUCUACAGGAUGGAUCUGUCUCAUCACCCGAGAGUCCUACAUCACCAAAUUCAAACAAGAAAAACCGACACGUGGGAAAAGUUGUAAUCGGCUCAUGUGUCCGAGGUAGCGCCUUGCAUCACUGGAAUGCCAUGAAACAAUCUCCACGGAAACAGGUCACACAAUGGCACACGUUACAGUGAUGGUCUAAGUUUUGCUGUGGGCCUCAAGACAAAAAUUCCACAUCUGUUCAGGUUGUGAGUAAUAUUUAUUUCCAAAAAGAAAUGCCUCUAGUAAAAAUAUUUGUAUAUAGUUAGGAAAAGUUUUCACAUUUAAGAUGGAAACUUGGUAAUUUAUCAACACUUUAAAAGAAAGCAUUUAUAGAAAUUUCGUAUUAUUCCUCUGUGCAUAGAAUUGCAAACAUGAUUGCUAAAAAUAACUAUUGAUUGUAAAGAAAACGGGACUAAUUUCACACUUUGUAAUAGUGCAAUUAUAAGUAUUGCAAAUAUAACUAAAACAAUUUAGAUGUAUAUAAAAAAAUAUUGCAUUACAAAUUACCAAGAUUCUACAUACAGAAUUGUAGACAGUUCGUGAAAUAAUUAUGUAGCAUAUUGUAUAGUUGAUCUAAUCAAAACUGUGAGGUUUAAAAUCCCUUGUAAUACCCAUUUUCUCUGACCCAAAAGUAUGUAUGAAAUGUAAAAAACUGGAAAUAUAUGUGUAUAUAUUGCUUAAUUAUUCAAAAAAAAAUAAGUCAGAAUGCACAUCACACAAAAUAAUGUGAUAUAUAUGUUUAGGAUUAGUUUAAUCAGUGGAUGUUAAAAUAUAUUUAAUAUUUAUUUAAAGAACACAAAUAUAUGACACACAUGUAGUUUAUAUGACACAAAUCACUAUACAAAGUGUAAUGAUCACUUUCAAUAUAGAGCAAUCUAGUCAAUCUUUUUGUCUUCCUCUAGUCAUGUCAUUUCUUGCUGAGAAAUUUGAUUUUUGUUAAUAGUAAAAUUGUCUAUGUUUUAUUUUAGGUCACAAUUUUUAUAUAUGUUUUGUCCAUAAAACAACAACUUGCAUAAUUUUAUUCAUUAUUGGUGAUGCACCUUUAAUGCUCUGUUAUUUCUUGUAACAGCUAAAUUCUGGUCGGUGUGUAGCUCAUGCUAGUAUGUGUGCCGAAUUAUGCUAGACAAAUUGAUAUUAAUUUUAUAUAUUAAUUUAGGAUUAUUUAGAAAAUAUUGCAGGCAUUUUUUAAAAAACUUUUUAAAGUAAUCAAACUUUAUUUUUUUAUUAAACAUAUUUUUUAUUACUAUAUUUAUUAGGAAAAGCAACAAUAUAUUAAGUGAUCAAUAUAUUAGCAUAAUUUUUGAAAAUUGUUAAUUUUUUUUAUAUAUUACUACUGAAUGUGCUUAAUCAAAGUUCAUAAGCACAGCUUUUCUUCUGAUCUAGUUCAAAAAUGGGGCUUUUUAUGCUAACUUAAAUAUCAUAAUUUUCCUAGUACUACUGUGAUAUUUAAGAAACAAAAAAUGAUUACAUUCAUCUAACUUUAUUUUUCAGUUAUUAAAAAGUUGUUAUAUUAUAUUCAAUAACAAUCAAACUACCUCUGAAAUCUUAUAUUGCAUAUUCUAUCAAUAUAUCUACCCUAUAUCAAUACCCUAUAUUCAAUUCAAUCAUUGGUAUUAUUGACUUUUCAACUAUCCUCCAGAUCAGUUUCCAACAUGUUCUCAAAUAUAUUGACAUAGAUUGUUACCUCUUAGUUAAUGCUUUUUAAAAAUGUAUUCCAAUUUUUUUUUUCUUUGUUACUCUUUUCUCUGAUCAUACAAUGAUAUUCAUUUGUUUGCUUGCUUCCUCUUUCAAAAUGUCUAUUUCCAUAUUUCUAUAUUUAUUUUUAUAUACCAAACAUUUCCCACAAUCUAUAACUUUUCUAGACAGAAUCAGAUGAUAAUUUUUAGUAAUGUUGUUAUAUCAAGCUCGCAUCUCAUUUCUCUUCAACCUAAUUUUACUUUUCCUUGUUAUGUAUACAUAACAGCAUGAAAAGUAUUGGAAUAGUGUUAAAUAUGACCCUUAGUUUUUUUUUGCAAAUCUCCACAUUUUGAAACCCCUGAAUCAAAAAAG
Molecule: messenger RNA, 3490 nt
Organism: Centruroides sculpturatus (bark scorpion)
Lineage: Eukaryota; Metazoa; Arthropoda; Arachnida; Scorpiones; Buthidae
Product: synaptotagmin-C-like
Exons: 8
Coding region: 286-1593 (435 amino acids)
Biological process (GO): regulation of dopamine secretion; cellular response to calcium ion; calcium-ion regulated exocytosis
Molecular function (GO): phosphatidylserine binding; clathrin binding; SNARE binding
Source: RefSeq, a predicted model, not a curated record